AUGGGACACUCAGCUGGUGGAGCAUUAGUACAAUUUCUUGGAUUUUCUGAAUUGAUCGAUCCAAAUGCUAGACUAUUCCAACAAAUGAUCGCUUUGAGUGCUCAUGGAGCAUUUGUGUUUUAUGAAGGUGCUAUUGGUCAGUCCUUUGAGUUGGCUGAAAAACUUGGGUGUUUUCAAGGAAAUCGAAAUGACACUCAAGUAUCGAAAAUUGUGGAUUGCUUGAGAAAACUUGAUAGCUCUGAAAUUCUAAAAAUUCAAACUCAAACGGCCCAAGCGGAUUUUCAUUCGUUCCUGGGUAUUGUGCCAGGUCCUCCUGUUAUGAAAUCAAACCAGACGAUCUCAAAUUUUAAGAAGAAUGCACCGAAAAGAAAUAUGAUUUGUGGAAGCACUGAGCUAGAAUUUGCUGUUGACAAAUUUAAGUAUCCUGUUCCCGGAAGAUUUUUGGAUAUUGACAAUUUCAAAGAAGAUUUAGAUUACUACUAUAAAAAUAUGGAAUUACAUGACCCAACAUGGACGGAUCCAAACUCUGCGUCAGUAUACAUUUCUUCUAGAACAUAUUGUGAAGCUAUGGCAAAUGCCGGAGCCAACGCUUUCAUUUUCGAAACUCGACAAAAACCAAUAUCCAUGCAUGUCACAGAUAUGCAGUAUUUUAUUGGGAUCCAUAGAGAGAAGGUUCAUACACCAGACAUGGAUAUUUUGGAUAGUUUUUACUCAAAAAUGAUGGUUAAUUUUACAAAAACCGGUGUACCGGCGCCAGCAUGGGAAAAACUAGACCCAAAACGAAUGAACUAUCUGGAGCUGAAAGUGGAUUCAGAACUGGGAGAAGGUCCAAGGAUGCUGGAAAAUUAUCAUGACAAUGAAAUGGAAAUUUGGUUUGGAGAAGUUAUGGAAUAUGAUAGGAAUGUUACGAAGCAGAAACUAAUGGUCCUCUCUUCAUCUACAAGAAGCUUAUUAGAGAGUCAAUUAAUUUUCGGCCAGUGGUGGUUCUACUCAAUUAUUUUGCUAACUUUGAUAAUUAUCAUUUUGGUGCUAAUUAGUUUCGGAAAGCGAUUUCAGACUGGAGAGAGAACUCCGUUGUUGAGUUGA
Molecule: messenger RNA, 1086 nt
Organism: Caenorhabditis briggsae
Lineage: Eukaryota; Metazoa; Nematoda; Chromadorea; Rhabditida; Rhabditidae
Exons: 6
Coding region: 1-1086 (361 amino acids)
Source: RefSeq, a predicted model, not a curated record